AUGGUGCGCGGAUCCGAGACUGCGUCCAGAGCUCAGCCUUCCCCAGGAGCCCAGAGCGGAGCCCCGCUGACCGAGCGGCCCCUGGGCUCCCGGGAGGGCCGUGGAGGAGAAGCCGGGAGGAGGCCUCGUGGGGCAGCAGGGACGGAUCCCGCCGGCUCCAGGACCAGCUUGUCAGAGCCCACGUCUCGCCCUGGCGUUGGGGACGGGACGGGACGGGACCGCAGGCUCGGGGCGAGCUUCUUGGGCUUCUCGGGAAGUCUGAAUCUCGUCCCUGGAACCCACAUGCAUGGUGGACCCGUUCUGUGUGGUCGCCGCUGUCCCUGCUCAUUCGUGACGAGGCGUCUCUGGAUAGAAAAAGCGGAAAUUCCGUCUCCCCUUCCUUACCGCGCUGCCAGGAAGGACGGCAUCGACCGAAACUCAAACACUAACCGAGAUGCUGUGAAGGCUGUGUGCGGGCCUGGGAGGAGGCUGGCCCGACCGAGAGACACGAAUGGCGGCCCCGUCCCGCCCCCACUCCCAGGGAACAAAAACCAGACUGGUUGCACGUCCCCGUUUCAGAAGGAUUGGGGGGGUUCUGGUGUACGAGGACCGCCGUUGGCCCUUGUGCAUCCAGUCGGUGCUUUUCUUCCUCGCGUCCCUUCCACGCGAGGGGCAGCUCCAGAAAACGUCCCUCCGGCUCGGGAGGCCAAGGAGCGCCGCGGAAUCAUGGCCCGGCGCCGCCAUCACACCGACGCGCAAGCGUGCGUCGCUUCCUGUUCCUACGGGAUUGCCCGAGAUAAACUUCUGAGAAGCGCCUAUUGCGGCAAACACGGGUCACAGCAGUACAGAACUCGAGGCCCCCCAGGGAAGCCCGAAGCAGAGCGCCCCAGCCUCAGGACGGCCUUUUCUAUAGGACCAUGGAAGCCAAAAGAGGAGACCCCUGAUAAUCAGCCAGCACAUACCGAGCAAGCCUUUGAGAAGCGCCCUGUGAAGCGCCUCAUCCUCAGAGACCUGCAUCCUAAAAAAGGAGAGAAAUCACCAGACAAGAAGAUCAUGAUGGAGCUGCCAACAGUCACUAGUCAGGAGAAUGGUCUCUCUCAGAUUCUGAAACUGGUACUGAAAGAACUAAGUCUGUUCUAUAGCAGGGAUGUCAAUGGAGUCAGUCUUUUAUACGAUCUUCUCCAUUCCCCUUGGCUGCAGGCUCUUCUAAAGGUUUAUGAAUGUCUCCAAGAAUAUAUCACAAAGAAGCCAGUCCCUGUCCUGGCCCAGGCACAAGCAUUAUCCUGCGAGGUGGUGGAAUUAUUGCAGGAUGUUCCUCAGUCCCCGGAGGUCCAAGAACUGAGACACGUUCUAAAAGCCAAACACUUCCAGGCCUUACUCAACGCCCAUGAUACUGUGGCUCAGAAAGAUUUUGAGCCAGUUCUUCCCCCACUGCCCGAUGACAUCCCUGAGAAUGAGGAAGCUUUGAGGAUUGUCUGCUUGGUGAAAAAUAAGCAGCCCCUGGGUGCCACCAUCAAGCGCCAUGAAAUAACAGGGGAUAUCAUGGUAGCCAGAAUAAUCCAUGGUGGACUGGCUGACAGGAGUGGGCUGCUCUAUGCUGGAGACAAAUUAGUGGAAGUGAAUGGCAUUUCAGUAGAUGGACUUGAACCAGAACAAGUUAUCCAUAUCCUGGCUAUGUCUCAUGGCACGAUCAUGUUUAAGGUGAUCCCAGUUUCUGAUCGCCCCACCAGUAACCAGACAAUGGUCUAUGUUCGAACUAUGGCCAAGUACUGCCCCUGGGAGGAUCCCAUCAUCCCUUGUGCAGAUGCUGGGUUGCCAUUCCAGAAGGGGGAGAUCCUCCAGAUUGUGGAUCAGAAUGACUCUCUCUGGUGGCAGGCCAGGAAGGUCUCUGACUUUGGUACCUGUGCUGGUCUUAUCCCUUCCAAUCACCUUCUGAAGAGGAAACAGCGGGAAUUCUGGUGGUCUCAGCCUUUCCAGCCUCAGACCUGCCUCAAAUCAACCAUAUUGAAUACAAUGGCAGAAGAGGAAGACAUCAAGAUUGAUGAGAAGUGUGUGGAAGAAGAUGAAGAAACAUUUCAAUCUGAGGAGCUCUCAGAAGAUGAAGAGGAAUUUGCUGGAUAUGACCAUCAAUUCUUUAUUGCUGGUUUCCGAAGAAGCAUGCGCCUCUGUCGGAGGAAAUCUCACACCAGCCAGCAACCUGCCAGCUGCUGCACCACCAGCUGCUACAAUGCCCUGGGAGCCCCAUAUGAAGAGGUGGUGAGGUACCAGCGAUGUCCUUCAGAUAAGCAUCGCCUGAUUGUGCUUGUAGGCCCUUCUGGUGUUGGAGUAAAUGAAUUGAGAAGGCGACUGAUUGAAAUGAAUCCAAAUCACUUUCAAAGUGCAGUGCCACAUACCACUCGUUCUAAAAAGAGCUAUGAAGAGAAUGGUCGAGAGUAUCACUAUGUCUCCAAGGAAACAUUUGAAAGUCUGGUAUAUGGUCACAGGAUGUUGGAGUAUGGUGAAUAUAAAGGAAACCUAUAUGGUACCAGUGUGGAUGCUGUUCGAAAGGUCCUCAAUGAAGGAAAAGUCUGUGUAAUGGACUUAGAACCACAGAAUAUUCAGGUGGCCCGAACACAUGAACUGAAGCCUUAUGUGAUAUUCAUAAAACCGUCCACCCUGAAUCGUAUGAAACAGUCCCGGAAAAAUGCCAGGAUUAUUACAGACUAUUAUGUCAACAUUCAAUUCAAGGUGAGAUUCAGGGAACUGGAGAGUUGUAUGCCUCCUAUUAUUUCUACUUAA
Messenger RNA from Gracilinanus agilis (Agile Gracile Mouse Opossum), 2757 nucleotides. RefSeq names its product MAGUK p55 scaffold protein 4 (gene MPP4). Gene Ontology annotation, molecular function: protein binding. The record is from RefSeq and is a predicted model, not a curated record. Bases 1 to 2757 code for a protein of 918 amino acids. The transcript has 25 exons. Gene Ontology annotation, cellular component: adherens junction; plasma membrane. Lineage: Eukaryota; Metazoa; Chordata; Mammalia; Didelphimorphia; Didelphidae.